This is a messenger RNA of Caenorhabditis elegans, 2007 nucleotides long. RefSeq names its product RSD-2 N-terminal domain-containing protein (gene F52G2.3). The transcript has 10 exons. The record is from RefSeq and is marked reviewed. The coding region runs from base 9 to 1964 and encodes 651 amino acids. Lineage: Eukaryota; Metazoa; Nematoda; Chromadorea; Rhabditida; Rhabditidae.
CCUAAAACAUGGAAACGAGGCUUCUUGUCUUGAAAUAUGAUAUAUUGAAUCGGGAAGCUAUUUGUUUGAACCGUGAAACCCAUGAACUUCUUCACGCAAACCUUGUGGAAAGUGUACAGCCACAAAUUGGCCAAUUUCUGGCUGUCGAAAAUCUGAAAAUUGUUCAAAUUGACGGUGUCUGCUUCAUAAGUCCUGAGUGCGGAACCAUAGUUAUCGAACCGCCGGCUCCGGAAGAUUGUGUCAUAUUGCCAAAGGAAAAAACCGAUGUUGUCAUGUUUAAAAGUUGGAUUGGAUUCAGUUCGGAUCCAAGUCAUCUCACUUAUGAUCGGAAUAUUGGAUACGCCGAUUGGUAUGGUCCCGUCAAUUGUUCACAGUUUAAAGCAAAAAACACUAAAGUCGCAUUUUUUAAAUAUUUAAUCGCAGUAAAUGACCUAGAUUAUAAAAAUACAGGCGAAUGUCUAAUGAAAGCUGUUCAACUAGUAGGAGUAAUUGAUAAUCGAGAUGCUGCGGAAGUGCGUUUGAAAAUGAUGGAAUUUGAAAGGAAACGAAUUGCAGAUAUUCAGAGAACAACAAAACAAACUCGUUUGAUUGAAACUGUUGCCUAUCCUAUCCUGCCGUCGGCACAUCAACCAUCUUCAAAUCAUUCCUACACUGGAAGAUCUUCGUGUGAUAGUCUGAGACCACAACCGGUACCGGCGGCAAGAAAGUUAAGUGAACAACCGCAAACUGUACAAAAUCAGGCUCCCUAUAGAGAGCAAAUCAACCAGCAACGCUCGGUAACUAACAGCAUUUAUGGAGAGUUCAGUGGUGUUGGACGUACUGAUCAACCGCUUGAAACUGCAAAUUCGCGAGGCUCAACUGAAUAUUAUUCUGGCAGAAGUUCCAGCUCAUCAGAUCAAGUUAUAAGAAAUGAGCCCCAACUCCCAAAUCCUGCACCAAUACUUCCAGAAUCAAUGGGAAUGGUCACGUAUGAAAAUGGAAUAAUGCAAAUUGUAUAUCUUCGAAGCGUUCAAAAAGCGGCGAUUCAUUAUUGGUCCAAACAUCAAAUUACAACUUCUCUGGGAAGUGUUUUCAAUUGUAGUUUUAAGCCUAUUCCAGUUCAAGCAACUACUCAUUGGGCACCAUUUGAGAUUACGGCAAUAAAUAAUGUUAACAAUGAAAAAAAUGAGGUGAAAACCGUUGGAAAAGAAUGUUUCGCAUUGUUCAAAGUCGAUCUUUCUCGGCCUGAAGGAAAGUUUAGUAAAUGGACAACGAUCGGAGGAAAUCCGAUUUUCAGCUGCGAAAUUGUUGGUUAUGUUAUGUUGGCACAUAGUGUACUAGGUCCCCAACAAAAUCAGCUAUCCAUUCUGAACGUGGCACAGAAUUACUACAACCGGAAGGUGGCCGAGAACAUUUGUUGUUUCUGUCGAUUUGUGCGUAGGCAAGUACCACGAAUGAUGGUCGAUUCUCAUUGGAUUUCUGAAGAUGAAGAAGUGGAAGUUUUUAUAUGGGAAUUGGUGGAAAUAGUUGGUGCCAGCGAAUUAUAUAGAAAGAGACAAGAACAGUUGGAGAUUGGAAACUUAGGAGACACUGCUGAUAAUGUGAAAAGACACAAUGACGAUAUUGAGAUGCAAAAGAAACGUGCUCAACAAGAACAUUUUGCUCAGCAACAACGACCAGCAGGCAGUUCAAAUAGUUAUCAAACAGAAAAUGCACAACAACACAGCAUGUCAAACAACAUGCAAUAUUAUCACUCGCAGGCGCCUCCAGUAUCUUCCAGAUCUUCAAUUAGUUUGGGUGAAACUGCUGAAUUCAAAAAUAAAUUGGAACGAACCAAUGAUAUGAUGGAAUCUCUGUGCGAUGCGAUUAAAAAGUUUUUGGACAACAGGCAGUUGAAGGAAACACUGAGAGGUUAUAAUCCGAGAAGACUACAAGCAUUGGAAGAAAAAUUGAAAGAGUGCUCGGAGCAUUUGGAAAAUAACUAGUUAUGUGAAAAGUUAUUAUUUGAAAAGAUAAACGAGUUUAUGC